Molecule: messenger RNA, 2417 nt
Organism: Trachemys scripta elegans
Lineage: Eukaryota; Metazoa; Chordata; Testudines; Emydidae
Gene: NONO
Product: non-POU domain containing octamer binding
Exons: 11
Coding region: 1-1557 (518 amino acids)
Biological process (GO): regulation of DNA-templated transcription
Cellular component (GO): nucleus
Molecular function (GO): RNA binding
Source: RefSeq, a predicted model, not a curated record
AUGGGGCAGCAACAUGGGCGGGCGUUGGGUAGCUGGUUAGGCUGUCCGAUUUCCGGCCGCACGCGCUCUUUUUUUCUAGGCUACCAGAAGGCGAGAAGGCCGCAAUCCGUGGUGGGAGCGAGGGCCCAGGAACAGGUUGGAAAGAUGCAAGGAAAUAAAGGCUUUAACAUGGAGAAGCAAAACCAUGCUCCAAGAAAACAGCAUCAGCAACAACAUCAACAACCACCUAUUCCUGCUAAUGGACAGCAGGCCAACAGCCAGAAGCGACUGUGUACCUUAUUCCCCUCAGAUGAAGGCCUCACUAUUGACCUGAAGAAUUUCCGGAAACCUGGUGAAAAGACAUUCACCCAGAGGAGCCGCCUCUUUGUGGGGAACCUGCCCCCAGAUAUUACUGAGGAGGAGAUGAGAAAGUUGUUUGAAAAGUAUGGGAAGGCAGGUGAAGUCUUCAUACACAAGGACAAAGGCUUUGGAUUUAUCAGGCUGGAAACUCGCACUCUAGCCGAGAUUGCGAAGGUAGAACUAGACAACAUGCCUCUCCGUGGGAAGCAGCUAAGAGUGCGCUUCGCAUGCCACAGUGCAUCACUGACUGUCAGAAACUUGCCUCAGUUUGUGUCAAAUGAGCUCCUGGAGGAGGCCUUCUCUGUGUUCGGCCAGGUGGAAAGGGCUGUGGUUAUUGUGGAUGACCGAGGAAGAUCGUCUGGGAAAGGCAUUGUGGAGUUUUCAGGGAAACCUGCUGCUAGGAAAGCUCUGGACAGAUGUAGUGAAGGGUCUUUCCUGCUAACCACAUUUCCUCGGCCUGUCACUGUAGAGCCAAUGGACCAGUAUGAUGAUGAGGAGGGACUGCCGGAGAAAUUGGUCAUCAAAAACCAGCAGUUUCACAAGGAGCGUGAACAGCCUCCUAGGUUUGCACAGCCUGGUUCUUUUGAGUACGAGUAUGCCAUGCGCUGGAAGGCUCUAAUAGAAAUGGAAAAGCAGCAGCAAGAACAGGUGGACCGCAACAUCAAGGAAGCACGUGAGAAGCUGGAAAUGGAGAUGGAAGCAGCUCGCCAUGAGCACCAAGUUAUGCUCAUGAGGCAAGACUUAAUGAGACGCCAGGAAGAACUAAGGAGAAUGGAGGAACUGCAUAACCAAGAAGUGCAGAAACGUAAACAGCUGGAGCUCAGGCAGGAGGAAGAACGCAGGCGCCGUGAGGAGGAGAUGAGGCGGCAGCAGGAGGAGAUGAUGAGACGCCAGCAAGAGGGCUUUAAAGGGAAUUUUGCUGAUGCGAGGGAGCCACCGGAUAUGCGCAUGGGACAGAUGGGCAUGGGAGGUGCCAUAGGUAUGAACAAUAGAGGGGCUAUGGGUGCCACCACUGUCCCCGCCGGUGCACCUCCUGCAGCUGGUCCUGGAGCUAUGAUGCCUGAUGGAGCCAUGGGAAUGACACCGCCACCGCCCACUGAUCGCUUUGGCCAGGGCAGCGCAAUGGAAGGACUUGGAGCUAUGGGAGGAAACCCGCCUGGCUUCAACAGAGGAAAUCCUGGGGGGGACUUUGGCCCUAACAAACGUCGUCGAUACUAACAGGAUUAAGCUACCCCCUACCAACCCCCCAAAGAGGAAAGGAAUCUUGGCAGGCCACAUAGGGUUCUACUUGGGGGUGACUGUUCAUGGUAGUUUUAAUUAGGGCCUGCUUUGGCAAAGCCACUCUAGGAAAAGGGGAGUGCAGUCUGACUGGUAAAGGUUUUAGUAAAUUUAAUAUGGUGCAUUCCUAUAAUUUCAAUGUGAAAAGUGGAUUCUGGGAGGCUUCAGUAGCUGUGCAGUAAAAGUAAGACCCGAUAGAACCCUGAUGCCUUUACCAUUCCAUGUUUCCUACAUGCAGCUGCAGUCCUGAGACUAACUUAGAUACAAUCAGAGUAUUAGCAUUCGUCCAGUACGGCUCCUUUGAGAGCACAGGCAAGUCUCUGGAGAACUAAGGCAGCACUUGGAUCUUUUGCAGCCCUCAGCGGCUCUGUAAAUUUAUAUAGCUCCAAAUGACCCAUCAUGUAGUGAAACCAGGAGGGUUUUAUGUUUUUUAACUUGUAGUUUUUACUUUUUCCCUGGACCAUUUAUUUCUUUAAAGUAGUGGACCGUCAUGUGCAGCCUGAAUGGCUGGAAGGCUCUUGAUUGAAUGGAUCUUUGAUAUGUGUUGUACCGCUGUUUAUUUUUACUGGUAGUAAAGUACAAUCUAUUGGACAAAGAUACUGUAUCUCAUGCUGAAGACUUAACUGAAACUAUUGUUUGUAUAACCUUAAUCUUGCUUGUCUAUUGUGUAGAACUACUACAAGAUUUUCGUUUAGUGUAAAUUGUUUGAACACGAGCUGUAAUCGUCCCACUAACAAGUUUGAGUUUGUCUGAGGAAUGUUACAGGAAUGCAUUAUUAAAGUGGAUUUUAAGCCUUUUUU